This is a messenger RNA of Struthio camelus australis, 2809 nucleotides long. The record is from RefSeq and is a predicted model, not a curated record. NCBI's taxonomy places the organism in Eukaryota, Metazoa, Chordata, Aves, Struthioniformes, Struthionidae.
UGGCCGUCCGCAGGGUGGAGCAGUGAUCGGGUGGGUUUUCUUUGCUCUGCAGCCUACUACAGGUUCUUGGUGCUUUUCUUCAACUGCCUCCUGACCUUCGGCUCUUACUUCUGUUUCGACAUCCCCAGUGUCCUGCAGGAUCAGUUUCAAGGGAACUUGACCUGCCCCAAUGGAACCCAUCAUAACAGCACGGGGCAUAAUAGCACGUUGGAUUGCGUUGAAGGCUUGGGAAUGACACCUGCACAAUACAAUUUGCUCUAUGCCAUCUACACUUGGACAAACGCAGUAGUGGUGAUUCUGGCUGGAUUUCUGAUCGAUAAACUAGGAAAUCGCUUUGGUGUCUUUGUUUUCUCCCUUCUGACUGUGCUGGGAUCAUCGAUCUUUGCUCUAGGCUCUCAUUUCAAGGGGUCACCCUAUCUCCUGCCACUGAUGCUGACAGGAAGACUGCUCUUUGGCUCUGGAAAUGGAUCACUGACCAUUGUGCAGAAUCGUAUCACAGCCUUCUGGUUCAAAGGGAAGGAACUGGCACUGGCAUUUGGACUGACCCUCUCUUUCUCCCGUCUUGGAAGUGUCCUCAACUUCUUCUUCACCCAGCAGUUUGAGACGCGCUUUGGAAUACAGUGGACGCUCUGGGGUGGUACUCUGCUCUGUGUGCUUGGUUUUGUUUCAGCCAUCACAGUCAGUGUGCUAGAUAAAGUGGGCAUGAAGCAGCUUGGCUUGGAUGGGGUUAUCCAGCAAGAAUCCAAAAAAGUGCGGAUUCAGGACAUCCGACGUCUUCCCCUUCGCUACUGGCUCCUGGUCCUCACCAUCAUGUUCUUCUACAAUGGAGUCUUCCCCUUUGUGGCGGAUGCCAGCAAGUUUAUCCAGGAUAAAUAUUCUGGUUACAGUCAGCAGGCAGCCGCUUAUAUUGCUGGGGCAGUGUACGACAGCUCCCUUGUUCUCUCUGCAGCGGUGGGCAUACUAAUUGACUAUGUUGGACUGAGAGGCAUCUUUGCUGUUGGCUGUGCUGCAUUUACUCUGCCAGUCUUCGCUCUCCUGGCAUUUACGUUUGUCCCUCCACUAGUUUCUACUAUCUGGUUGGGGAUUACUUACUCCUUUGCUGCUGCUAGCAUGUGGCCAUCCAUACCUCUUGUGGUUCCCCAAGCAACUUUGGGGACUGCCAUGGGGCUUGCAACUUCUGUGCAGAUGAUUGGAAUUGGCCUUUCAAAUCUGAUUGUCGGACACAUUCUAGGAACAAAGUCCAGUGAAUUAAAGAUCCCACUGUGGCGCUGGCAACAGAUGAUGAUCUUUAUGUUGGCAAACACUAUUGCAUGUAUUGUUGCUUCUGUUAGUCUCAAUGUGGUGGACAAGAAACAGGGAGGGACACUGAACAGAACUAGAAAGGGAUUGCCUGUGGAGCAGGAGGACAGACAUCCAGCAGAUACAGCACCACUCCUUGAUGAUGAAACAGGAAACAAAGACUCUGUCAGCUGAACCUUUGCAGUGUGAGAACAGUGAUGGCUGCCGGACACAGUAUUGAUUAUUUCUACUUGAAAGUGAAUUUUUAGCCAUGUAUUUUAAACAUCUUUCUUUAAAGAGAAAUCUCAUUUAGUCAUCCAUUAGGAACUGCCUACACAAAGAGAAUGUUUGCAGUUCUUUGUGCCUGGAACACAAGUGGAACACGUCUGCUACAUGGUUCUUGGGCUUUCUCUGGCACAUACAGAAACUUGCAUGGAACACUUUUUAAGAACUAUACUACAGUAAGUAAAAUUAGUCCAGCUGGAGCUUGUUCAUAAGCUGUUAGAUAGUCUCUUUAGUUACUUUUCAAUCUUGCAUUAAAAUUCCCGACAUGAGGUGCAUCUGGCUGGACUGCUCUUCCUCAGCCUCAAGAAUCCUGCGCAGCAGCACUUCUUGUUCCACAUACCUCGACAGACCUUCUGUUUUAGUAAUUGUUCUGGAUGAGCAUAUUCCUUUUCCAAAUUAGAUUUGCAUGUAAGUAACACCAUCAUUAUCCUUCAGGCAGGAGGUGGGAGAUUGAGUUACUCAAAUUACUAGCUUUUACACAUGCAAGCAUAGCUUAAUUGCUAGUUACCUUACUAGAAAUGCUUCCAUAAGCCACAUCUUCAGUUGCCCUCAAAAGCAUGUGCAGUUUUGAUCUGAAAUUGUCCUUUUAACCAGGUUACUCUUAGUCAUGAAUGCUAAGGCUUGUUUUACUGAGAUAACUGCCCUUCUUGCUACGCAAAGCAUACAAAAAGCAUAAAGGAUGCUUUAAGAAUGAGGUAAACUUUAACAUAGCCAAGUACAAGGAGUGCUAAAGUGAAUGACUGAGUAAAUUAUCACAAAUUCUAAAGAGAAAGAGAAGGUCUGUUCAAGAUAUGUUUAACAUAAACACUAGUAAAUUGAAAGCAAUUUAGGCACUGACAGCAUCCAAUAAAGUGACAUCUUAAGUGAUUAUGACAGAAGACAAAUCCUCCCAUGUAGAGGAGGAUUUUGCUUUAAAAUUAUUAAGACAACUUGCUCAUAUAACGAGGUCUUUUUGAGAGUGAAAUUCCACCGUGAAUUCAUUUCAGAGUAGAGACAAUUAAAGGAUUUUCCUUAAGGAGUCUGAUGUAGCUGAAACUUGGGGUGAGGUGAGAAGUCAAAAAAGUAGCUGCAACGCACUCACUCCUCUUAUGUAAAAAAAGGUUUUUUUCAGCUAUCCUUGCCUCAAAAGCGUAGGCCUCAUAUAGCUGUUUAUCCACUGAUUAAGCAGUACUAGAUAAGUACUUGUCCUUUUACUGUGAUAUAACUAGAGAAACCUGCUAUUGUUUAAAACCUUUCUGCAAGCUUG